UAAGACCGGCAACUUGAAUUCAGCUGAAACCGUAGGUCUCAAAACCAAAAGCACUAUCCCUUAAGCCCUGGCGCAGCCAUUGAAGGGUUUUGAUACUUUUAGCCGGGCUCUUGCUUGAAAGCGGGAAAGUAUCUUUCACUAAUGGAGGCUAGUUUAGGGGAAAUCCCCUUUGGUCUCGAUUUUCAUCCUUCGAAAGAACUCGUCGCUGUUUCUCUCAUCACCGGCGACCUUCACCUAUACAAAUAUAAUACCGAUGAUUCCUCGCUACAAAGAUCGUUGGAUGUUCAUGCACAUACUGAGUCGUGUAGAACAGUUCGGUUUAUUAAUGGUGGACAAGCUGUGGCGACAGGUUCAAAAGAUUGCUCUAUUCUGGCCACAGAUGUUGAAACUGGAUCAGUAAUUGCUCGUCUUGAAAAUGCUCAUGAGAAUGCCAUCAAUAGUUUGAUCAACCUUACAGAGUCAACUGUCGCCUCUGGAGAUGAUGAAGGCUGUAUUAAGGUAUGGGAUACCAGGCAACGUUCCUGUUCUGGUUCUUUUAAUGCUCAUGAAGACUAUAUUUCAGAUAUGAAUUUUGUAUCUGAUUCCGUGAAAUUGCUAACAACAAGUGGAGAUGGGACUCUAUCCGUUUGCAAUCUUCGCACAUAUAAGGUCCAAACACGCUCUGAGUUUUCUGAAGAUGAGCUUACUUCUGUUACUGUAAUGAAGAAUGGUCGGAAAGUUAUUUGUGGAUCACAAAGUGGAACUUUGCUGUUAUAUUCAUGGGGGUUUUUUAAGGACUGCAGCGAUCGCUUUGUUGAUCUCUCUCCAAAUUCUGUUGAGGCUUUGCUGAAACUUGAUGAAGAUAGACUCAUUACAGGAUCUGAGAAUGGACUCAUCAGCUUAGUAGGCAUAUUGCCUAACAGAAUCAUACAACCAAUUGCAGAGCAUUCAGAUUAUCCAGUUGAGGGCCUUGCUUUUUCUCAUGAUAGAAGGUUUCUUGGUAGUAUAUCACAUGAUCAGAUGUUGAAGUUGUGGGAUCUGGAUGAUAUAUUGCAAAGUCCUGAAAAUACGGUUAAAGGUCAAGUUGCUACGUCAGACAGUGAUAGUGAUGGGAUGGACGUGGAUGAUGAUCCUUCUCAAUCUAAGAAAGGAACCAAGGUGAAAAAUGCAAAUAAAGGAGCUGCUUUUACAAGUUCGAAUAACUUUUUCGCAGAUCUUUAGGUGGAUUGUUGCCACAGGUCUCUCAAGUAUAGGUAACUUGCAAUUUUGGACAGUGUGCAUAUCUUGACUUGUGCAAUUAAUCUUGUUUUGAUGUUAAGAGACCCUUGUUCUCAUUUGGUGUUGUAUUAUAGAGGCAAAUUUAUUUAAUCUUCUUUGAGAAGAUUGGAAGAGUAAGUUUUAUUGAAUGAAACAUCAUUCUGUAUUGCUUCAGUGAAAGAAUGAAGUUAACUUGGUAAGCA
Theobroma umbraticum is the source of this 1439-nucleotide messenger RNA. RefSeq names its product transducin family protein / WD-40 repeat family protein (gene WDR55). Gene Ontology annotation, molecular function: protein binding. The record is from RefSeq and is a predicted model, not a curated record. Lineage: Eukaryota; Viridiplantae; Streptophyta; Magnoliopsida; Malvales; Malvaceae.